GAGCGUUCUCUGGCAGCCAUCUACAAAUAUUUGACUGGAAAGGAUAGCACCUAUAAACUCGAGAUUGAUACGUACCGUAUUCCCGAGGAUGAAGAGUAUUUUCGUGAAUUUUUGAAUAUAUUUCAUCGAAAACGCUCAUUCUCGUCCACCCAUCAACCACCCAUCGAAUUUGAGCAAAAAACGUUGAAUGUUGUGGUCGAUAUCAAUAGCAAUUAUCGAAUUCGUGCAUUUCUAAAGGCACUUAAAGAUAGCAUUCUUAUCAGGAAACAGUACAAUUAUGUGAUAUCGAAUUUUGUAAGUGCAGUAUUAGCACAUGAUGCAAUCAUUGUAGCAGCUGAAGCGAUACGACGGGUUUUGAAAACUUAUGGAGCGAAUCUUUUUAAGGAUGUUUUCAGUCAUCAUCAACUCUACAAUGAUGGAUAUCCUGGCUUAUAUUGCCGACCGAUUGAGGAUCGACAAAACUCCAAUCGUCAAUUUGAACCGUUCGAAUUCGGUGAUAAAAUAUUCGACGCUUUAAAAGAGGUGGUGCUAGAUGAAGAAGACGGCACUUUCACCGGUCGGAUUCAAUUUGAUGGCGAGACACUGCUACGAACUAAUUUUACGGCCACUGCAAUCGAAAUAAAGCCUGGUCGAAUGAGCUUGAAUAGCAUUAAAGAGAGAUUCGAAUGGAGGCAAGGAAAGGGUUUCGAAACGAGCACCGCAGAUGCGCAAGUGUUUAAUGGGAGCCAACUUACAACUAAGCCAACGACCGGUCGUAGAACUCUCCGAGUGGUCACAAUUCUGGUGAAAUUUUUGUCUGGAUUCUCUAAUUUUGAAAUAUUUUUGAAGCAGCGAAUCGUUUUCAUCGCAAAUAAAUGA
This is a messenger RNA of Anisakis simplex (herring worm), 858 nucleotides long. NCBI's taxonomy places the organism in Eukaryota, Metazoa, Nematoda, Chromadorea, Rhabditida, Anisakidae. The record is from the annotation of a GenBank genome assembly.